AUGUUGAAACUCAGAGGCUAUCCCAUGAUCUUACUCUACCUAGCACUGAUUUUAAUCCAAACCCAGUUCUCAGUUUCUAAUGGGGUCACAGUUUUAGACCUAAACUCACUGAAAAUGAAUGAAAUUGAUAGAAUGCACCAAAGGGUUUGCUCCCAGAAGAAGGUCGGAGACUGCUUGGGUGAUCUGGAAAUGGAUUCAGAGAUCAACAGAAGAGUUUUGGCUAUGCAAAAGAGGUAUAUAAGCUAUGAAACGCUAAAGAGGGACAUGAUUCCAUGCGGUAGACCAGGUGCUCCCUACUACAAUUGUCAUGUUGGACCGGCCAAUCCUUAUAGUAGAGGUUGUGAGGUUAUCAGUGGAUGUAGAGAGAUCUUGGGUGGGUUUUUGAAAUAA
Molecule: messenger RNA, 390 nt
Organism: Humulus lupulus (European hop)
Lineage: Eukaryota; Viridiplantae; Streptophyta; Magnoliopsida; Rosales; Cannabaceae
Product: protein RALF-like 24
Exons: 2
Coding region: 1-390 (129 amino acids)
Source: RefSeq, a predicted model, not a curated record